GUUAAAUGCAAUUUAUUUUAAAUGAAUCCAUGAAAUGAACAUUUUAAAUUUAAUUAUGUAAAUCGGUAAUGUCAUGUUGCGAAGACAAAGUAUCAUCGCAUGCCCUAGCAGCUGCAGCUACAAGGGAAGUUAGCUAUUUAACGGACGCUGAACGAGCCACUAUCCUUGAAGUCCUUGGCAGAGAUGAGCAAAUUCGAAGAGAUCAACAACUUAGGAUAAUGCAAUUGAAGGCAGAAUUACAAGCUCUGCGCAGAAAAGGGGCUAUAAAAGUAUCCUCAGAGUGGAACGCAAACGGGCCAGAUCCGGACCGUUGCUGUGGCCGAUGCAGGACCGAAUUGGGCAGAGUUAUCAACCGAGGGGCAUACUGUAAGGCCUGUCGUUUACGGGUUUGCAAAAACUGUCGCGAAUAUACGCUUAAAGCUACCGAGUGGGUGUGCACCGUUUGCCAUAAACAUAUGGAAAUUCAAAUAGCCUCCGGAGAAUGGAUGAAUGAAUUUGUAAGAAGACCCAGCAGGAGAAGAGAUCAUAUUGUUUACGUCCCGGCUGCUGACAUAAUAAAAAGAACUAUCAGAAGGUCUUGGACCAUAUCAAAUCCGACUCCAAGAUGGAAAAACAUAAGAGAAUUGCAUCAGCAUAGACUGUACAACAGCCUUCCAAAAGGCCGCAACUUAAGCGACUAUCCAUCCCUAGUGCAGAAUCGCGCUAAAGCUGACAAAUUGAAAGAUGAGGUGGUCGACACCACUUUUCGAAGAGCGAAAUCGGAAGACGUUCCCGCGAACUCCGAGCCAGAACUAGAGAAAGCCGUUCAGGAAAAAUCGGAACCGAUGAACGAAAAACCAAAGGUCCGUGAAGUGCGAGAAAAUCCGCUUAUCAAAUAUUUGGAUAAUGACAGGAAGGCAAGAAAGAGCCAGAAACUGAAGAAACAAGAUUCAAAUGUAAAGGAAUCGACAGAUGCUCAAAGUAUUGAAAGCAAUAAAUCAGAAGUUUCUUCCACAAACUCCUCUCCAGGACCUAGUGGUAAGUUAGAAAAACGCGUCAGUUUCUACACUACCCAAGCUAAUAAUGUGGCCAGUGUUCUUCGUACGCAAUCAUUGAACGAAAGUUCGAAGAGUACCACAAAAUCUCUUCCACUGGGAUCGAGAUCGUUGCCUGAAAGAACAUUGGAUUACGAGGAUGCUGUGCAGAAAGGAGAAGAUGUGACCACCCACUUAGAGAUGUGCGAUAUCGAACCUUUGAGCGGAACAGUAUUUAGAAAGGUGACCGUGAGAAGGAGGAAGGAUAAUUUAAAAAAGAUGUCUGCAGUUGACACCGGUUGGCGACGCGGACCGGACCCUGAACUUUUGGAUAUUCUACUACCGGACGGCGACGACUACAAACUUGUAUUCAUUAAUUCAGAUAGUUCCUCCAAAGAGGAGGAUGUGGAGGAUAACGACAGUGUGUCUACUGCGAGUAGUUUUCCUAUCGAUGACUGCGAGUGGGAUUACUUUGAACCAGGUCCUUCAACAUCAAAUUCGAAUCAUUCUUUGAUUAGUUGGAACUCUCCCUUUGGGUCUCCCAGAACAUAUAGACGCACCACUGUGGGUUCUCCUAUAGGUUCUCCACACGUAUUUAUAAAUAUAAGGGAAUCGGAUACCGGUACAGAUGACGAUAACCUAAGGAGAGACAGUGACUCGCCAUCUUAUUCGGACAAUUUUAAAAAUACAGAUCAGGAAGAUAAACAAGUGAAAUGCGUGCACCAAUGUACGGAUAUUCCUCAGCAACACUGCAAAAAUUGUGGAGCGCCUACUCAAUAUAUCCCCAUACCAGUUGCAGUGCCGAUGCCUUUCCCUGUUCCAACUCUAUGGACACCUCAAGAUACCGUUGUACUUUACGACUUUUCGAGUACAGACCAUAACUUUGUUUCAAGAUUUAGAGCAUCUUCUAGCCAUUUUUGGCCCUACAUGACGGAUUCCUCUCUACGUCCCAUUCUAAACUCUACUGAAUUAGGUCUUAUGACCAACAAAUGGAAUAGAGAUAUGGGUAUAUACGAUAUGCCCGACUGCAGGCCAAUAGAAACCAAAGUGAAAGAGAAAAUCAAAGUGGGAGAUACUAAGGAAGUGAUAGAAGAAAAGAAAACUGAAAGCAAUAAGAAAAAUAGUUAUUUUGAGGAGAACGAUAUCGAAAUAGAAAUAUCAGGGCACUUAUCAAGUGAGAAUAAAAGGUACAUUUCCUCAACGGAAUCGUGCGAUGAUAGUAGUGAUGCAACAGAUGGAGAGAAAAAAAAACAAGUAAAAAGAGUUUAUACAGUGAACGGGGAAGAUGAAAACGAUAGCGUUGCCAAUUCAUCUUUAAGCAGCAGAACUGACGGUGAUGAUCCUGCAUCGCACAGCUCCUGCCAAGAGGAUAACUCUUCGUCCGUUGAUUCCGAUAGUGAUGUGGAUAGUGAUGAAAAAACUAAGCGGUUUUCCAGAGUCUUUGUGGUAAAUAAAAAUAUUUCUUCAUCCUCGAUGGAAUCUAUGAGCAGCGAAACUGAUACGUCUGAUAAUGAUACUGAUACCGAGAUGGAUUGUACUGUGAUAUUAACGAAUGUUUCCCAGAUCAAGGAAGAGGAUAUCGUAGAAAAACAAAAAGAAAAGGAUAUAUCUGAUACAGUUAGGAUUGAAGUAAAAGAAGUGGAGUCUUCGAGUCCAUGUUUAUCGGACGUAAGUGCUGAGUCCUUAAACUCCAGUGACGUCGAACAGAACCGCGAUUACAGUGACGAUCAAAAAGCAGACAAGAAGAACGUAGUGGCCGUCGAAGAAUUAGAGGAAGUACCCAGUGAAUGGAACGAUGGCACAGAGAUCCGGUCUACCGAGUCCGUUAGUAGUAAUAAUAAAGAGAGGGAGGCAUCGGCAGCCGCGUUUCGCGACGACGGUGAGCGGGCAGGUGCGCCAGUAACUGCCGACUCGGACCCGUGUUCGUCACGCAAUGCCGCCGCGCGCUACACUAGUCUCGUAAUGAUCACCCAGGAAGCCGCCCCCUCCUAUCAACAGGUCAGCGUCGUCACCACCGAUACCACGACUCUCGUUCCAGACGACAGCAUCGUUGUCAGGCACACCAACUGGCGUACCGACACCGAAAACAACGACAGGAACAAUGAUAUUCAAAACAAGACGAACGACGGAGUGACUGUGAUUACAGGUGUGGAGACCCUCUCAGCGUUCGAAGAGGGUCUUGCAGACGACGAUUCAUGGGUAGAAAACCUUAGCAACGACGAAGAUGACGAAACGACAGAGGAAGACACCUCUUCAGGUGAAGAGGUAACACUAACAUGCUCUGCAGCCACCGAUCAUGAAGAUGAACUUCGUGGUUACCACAGAACUGCAAUCGACUUUACCUUGCACACGAUUGUGGAAGAGAGCUGCGAGGAAAGUGAGCCCGAACAGGCAGUUUCGAAAAAAAAGCGACCUACGUCUGCUACGGACUUGGAAAAAUAUUUUUUCUUUGGAUUGGGGGACGGACAUUCUAUAAAUUCUAAUAGAGAUGAGCUUCUUUCUGAGACCAGUAGUAUUUAUAGUGAGGGUAUGGAUUCUAUGGGUAUGGAUGAAGCCUUGUCGAAAGGAGAAUCUUGCGAUCCAGCCGAUUUGGCUUCCUCUAGACUUGAAAAGUACUUCUUGAGUGGGUUUAUGGGUUUUACAUCUGUGGGCAGGAGAGAUUCCGAUGGAAGUGUUGGUAGUGAUAGUGAAGGUAAACCAAGUCCGGAACAAAGGCGCAAAAAGUUGGUAAGAGCCCGUGGAACCGGUAGGAGUCAUUCCUCGUCACUGGAUAACUUACUUACAAACCCUGAUUUGAUAGCGUUGGAUCAAUCCCAAGAAACCCAAAUAUUAUCCGAAGUCUCCGAUUCAGAUACAAAUGAAGGCGCAAAUAAUUUUGAAAAAUCCGAUGGUCAAUUCGAUACGGUCAAACGUAAAAAAGGAAAAAAGAAUAAAAACACCCAUUCGUCCAAUGAGGAAUUAAAAAUGCUUGAGGUGAUGCAGGAAGUCCACGAGAAUAAUGGAUUAUCUGAUGAAGAAGAAGACGGACAUAAAACCCCGCAGCCCGAAAGCUGCAGUACCCCUUCAAAUUUAAUGACAACGAAAAACCAACAGAGUAGAGACAGCGGUUUUAUAGGAAGCUGCGAUGAUUUGCUCAAAGAACAAAGUGAAAAUAAGUCUCCAGAGUUACUUCCUUCCAAGUCGGAUUCGAAAUCAGAAGCUGAAAAUGCAGAGGAAAAAAAAAGUCUUAAGUCUAAUACACCGCCUGUUACAUCACUUACAAGAAAAGACAGCUUUAAUAACUGGAGCUCCGACGAAGAAACCAACUUAAUGAUGUGUAAAAUGCGCCAAUUUUUUAAGACUUUAGUGGCUAAUUCGCAGUACAGUCCCUCCAAACCUACAACGCCCACAUUGGGCUCCCGGAUAUCCCCUAAACCCAUAGCUAGUGUUAAAAUCAAAAACAGGUAUAAACCACCGCAGUUGGUCUACUUCGAAAACGAACUUACUCGACUGAUGAAGACGGUUCCUGGAAUACGGGAUGAUCAAGUGCGCGAAAUUGUAGAGUACUUAAGUAGUGAGGAUACGUGGAGUGAUUCCUACGAUUCUUCUGACUACACCAGCUCCGACUUGGAAGGAGCUUCAACAAAAUCAGCUUUACAACAACAAAUAAGUGAUAGCUGUAAGCAAAUCAUUAACAAAUUCGAUAAUCCAGCCGACGAUGAAGGCGACGAGGGUGACGGUGGCAUUAUAGAAGAUAACACUGGAUUAAACAAAGAAACAGCCUUUGUAUACCAAAAAUUAGUAGCAUCGCUAGAAAAAAUGGCCACUGGGGAAACUAUGCCCUACGCAUCACAUAGUUCGCCGCCGUUGAUUGCCAAAGUAAUGCAUCACAUUGGAAGUCGUUUAGUAGCUUUGAUGCAUGAGGUAUCCAGUGGAGAAAGCCAUAAGAGCAACAGCCCCAAAAGUAAACAUACACAUAGACGGCUUUACCAAAACAUUUCUUCCAAUUCCACAACUACAGAUGAUGAUAGUACCAGUGAUAGCAAUUUACAUGAUAAUUUCUUAGAAGACAACUAUAAUAUACUGCCUAGAAGUAAAUCUCAUGAUAUUUUGUUAAGUGAAAAUAAAAAUUUGCACCAAUCGAGUAGUGGUGUAUCCGAUAUAGCUGAAGAACGUGAAGCUAGUGAUUGUGAAAGAUUCAGUUGGCGAGGCAGUUUUGAAUCUGCCCUGCUAGCCAGUGAUUCUCGAAAUAAACUCUCGUUAAUCGGUGGGGAAGGCUCAGCCUCCGCUAUAAUUGCAGCGAAACGUAGAUCUGCAGGUGAUUUGCUCUUUAACCACAAGAGCAGAGAGCACCUGGAUAGAGUAAGAAGCUGCGGCAGCAUAGGAGGGGGAAAUAUAGAAGAAAAACUAUGGGUAUCUAGCUCUACUAGACCCACAAAACGAAGAUCUAGCGUGCCGGAUGCGACGUGUGGCUCUGACGGUGAGGAUGAAGACGAGGAAAUCGGUAAUCGUAGAAAUCUCCAAACAGGUGUGCCAACUUCAAACUCCCUACCGCGUCUUCCAACCAGUACGUCUUCCAAUGCAAUGCAAAAGGCUCAAAGUAUGUACCAAUUUACCCCGCAAAAUGUUAAGAGUGCCAGGUACAGACCGCCUGGAUACAAGUUGACUACCACGAUACCCAAAAGGGCAUCAAGUGCCCCUGGCUUACAACUGCCUAGGCGUAACCGACGAUCUCAACAAUAUAAUGUUCCUAGUGAUGAUAGUAUUACUGAAGCUCAUUCAUCACCAAUAUUAGGUAAUAAACCGUCAAGCAAAAGCGCGACGCCAAGCCCGGUGGCGCAGGCCAGCAGGAGAGGUCUGGACUCGACACUUUCUUCUAGUCAGCCGGAUUGGCAUUACCAGGACGAUGAUAUCGAUAGACUGGUCAUGCACACCACAAGAAACAGCCUUUCUAGCUUAGGGUUGCGCUCUGAUUCGAUGGCAUCCGUGUACUCUGGGGCCGGCGAGGGACGAUAUGGCACUGUCGCCGUACGCGGUCAAGUUGAAUUUGGUCUGCAAUACAACUACAAAGCAGGAGCCCUGGAAAUCCACAUAAAACAAUGCAAAGAUUUGGCCCCGGUAGACGCCAAACGAAACCGAUCCGAUCCCUACGUUAAAGUUUAUCUUCUCCCGGACAAGUCAAAAAGCGGAAAACGCAAAACAAAGGUUAAAAAACACACGUUAAAUCCGGUAUUCGAUGAAAACCUAAAAUUUCAUAUUUCGAUUAACGGGUUGGAGACAAGAACCUUGUGGCUCACCGUAUGGCAUUCGGAUAUGUUUGGAAGAAAUGAUUUCUUAGGGGAAGUCAUGAUGACUUUAGAGAAUAAAGUUUUUGAUGAUACUUCGCCCAAGUGGUACAACCUUCAAGAAAGGACUGAACCAUUUGAGGAUAUUUUAUCAUUUAAAGGUGAUAUUAUUGUAUGCCUUAAAUUUGUACCUCCAGACAUGACAAUUCAGAAAAAAGGAAAAAGAUCACGGGGUAGCCUACAUGUAUUAGUAAAAGAAGCGAAAUCAUUAACUGCUGUAAAAACCAACGGAACUUCUGACCCAUUCUGCAAAAGUUAUUUGUUGCCAGAAAAGGGUAGACAUUCAAAGCAAAAAACUUCAGUAGCCAAAAGAACUGUGAAUCCAGUGUGGAACUAUACAUUUGUUUAUGAAGACGUUACAUUACAAGAAUUGGCCGAACGGUGUUUGGAAUUGACUGUGUGGGAUCAUGAUCGACUUGCCAGUAAUGAAUUUUUGGGAGGAGUUAGAUUCUCACUCGGAACAGGUAAGCAUUAUGGAAAGGCUGUGGACUGGAUGGAUGCAACUGGAAAAGAAAUGAGUUUAUGGAAGAGCAUGUUGGAGAGACCAAAUCUUUGGGUUGAAGGCUGUUUGGCUUUAAGAUCAAGUCUGGACACUCGUGCAUCUUAAUUACAUACUUAAAUCAAAUUUAAAUUGUAAUUGUUAUUAAUGUCAUAUUAUUGUAAAGUAAUUUAUGGGGUAAAAUGUGUAACCAUUUUAUGUUUUGUAAAGUAAUUUUUUAUUACUAGUAUAAUAAAGUAUACCUUAAUGGGUUCUAACAGUGAUAUAUUUUGAUAUAAAAAAUAAAUAUUUUAUUCAACAUAAACUGUGUUUUAUUGAAAUUUUAUAGUGGUUGGCUUAAAAUUUUAUAAUGGUCGUCUUAAAAUUAUUACAAAAAUAAUAUAAGUUAAAUUCAUCAUGGCUUACAAAAAUUAAUAAAAAUUCACUAUAUUAGAAAUAAUAAUUUUGCUCUUAACUAUUUAUAAAUCUAAUAUUAAAAUUCUAGACAAUAAUUUACCUAGAUUCAGGCUUAUUUUUUGGUGGCCUAAAUACUUUAAUUUUUUUACUGGCUUUUGUUGCUUUUGCUUUUGAAUUUUGUUGAAAACUUUGCCAACUGUCUACUCUAUUUUGUCUUGAUUCCUAAAAAAUAUUAUUUACAAACAUUACAAAUCAAAAAACUAUACAUUUACCUCAAAAUUUUUCUGCCACUCUUUUUGUGUUUUGGCAUUUUCCUCUUCUUCUAUUUCUGCUUCACGUUUUCUUUUACUUUCUUCUUGUACUCUUUCAGCUAAAUCUCGUCUUUUUCUUUCUAAAUCAGCAAAUAGCUUCAUUGUUAAAACAUAUAUGGCAUGCUUAUAUUUAACUGGAUCAUCUUCUGGAAUACUAUCUUUUCCUUCUUUUUUGGCCUUUUUACGCUUUUCAGUCAACUAAAAAUAAACUUAACUAAAAAUAUAACACUUGAUAUUUUACUUACCAUAAUAUCUGUUCUUCCCUGUGCUUCUUCUAUAAUAUCCAGACACUUUUUUCUAGUAUCCUCAUUUUCUAAUGUUUUCCAUGCUUUAUUAACAGCUUCAAAAGCUUGUUGGGCUCUUUCAGGAUCAUCUUGAUUUUUAUCAGGAUGGACUAAUAUUGACAAUCUUCGAUACUUCUUUUUAAGUUCUUCUAUUGAGGAAUCAGGUUCUACUUGUAACACAUCGAAGGGGUUUAAAUUUCUGUAGGUACUACCUGGACGUAACAGCCUUUCAAUUUGUUGUACUGGUGUAAGAACUGAAUCUCGUUUUUCGAUUUCUUUUACCU
Messenger RNA from Brassicogethes aeneus, 8111 nucleotides. The record is from the annotation of a GenBank genome assembly. NCBI's taxonomy places the organism in Eukaryota, Metazoa, Arthropoda, Insecta, Coleoptera, Nitidulidae.